UCGUGCUCGGUGUAUUCGGUGCUGCUCGGUAUCGGUAUCCGACAUCGGUGUUUCCGCCAAGCUUCGGUUUGUCACCCCGCCGCAUUUCGAACCCCGCAUCGGAUAAUCCUUGCAUAUAUAUGCAGAGACGUUGCUGAGCUGUCCCACCUUGAAGAUCUCAAAGCUGCACCGAGUCAGUCACCGAUAUCCCUCAAUCACCAUGUCUGCCAAUGGACCCUCUUCAGCCCCUGCUGGGAAUCGAUUUGUACCCGACUCUCCAGCCCUUACGGAACUUCCUACUGCCCAUCCUCCACUGAAGGAAGGCGAAACGCUAGAUGAGUUCAACAAGAUGAUCUCGGGCGAGCCAUACAUUGCUGUCGAUCCGUUCCUCAUGCGAGUGAGAGGCUGGUGCGUGGACAAGUGCGAAACGUACAACGCGAACGGUCUCGACGAAAAGGAUCGGUUGGCCCUCUUCUCCGACUGGGUCAGCUUGACGGUAAAGCAUCCAAAGAACCAUACAGAGGGAGUAUUCGUCAUGAAGCCAUUCACCUGUGAAUAUGUGAGGCUUCAACAUCAAGUUUGGGAAAGAGAUCUAUCUUGGACCGGGAUGUACAUUGAUCGACGUGGCGCCGAUUUACAUUGGCUCCCGCUCGAUGCUCGGGGCCAACGUUCAGAUCUACACACCCACCCAUCCCCUUUCGCCGGAAGCUAGAAACGGUCUACAAGGUCCUGAAGGAGCGAAACCCGUAACUAUCGGUACGGAUGUCUGGAUCGGUGCCGGAGCCAUGCUACUUCCUGGUGUAAAGAUUGGAGACGGUGCAACGGUCGGUGCAGGGAGUGUAGUCACGAAAGACGUGGAGCCGAGAACGGUUGU
This is a messenger RNA of Kockovaella imperatae, 853 nucleotides long. RefSeq lists its product as hypothetical. Lineage: Eukaryota; Fungi; Basidiomycota; Tremellomycetes; Tremellales; Cuniculitremaceae. The coding region runs from base 200 to 691 and encodes 163 amino acids. The transcript is spliced from 3 exons. The record is from RefSeq and is a predicted model, not a curated record. Gene Ontology annotation, molecular function: acetyltransferase activity.